AUGUGCUCUAGUGGAUGUUGCUCUACUGGAUGCUGCUCCGUCGUGAAGAGCAAAACGGUGUGCUGCAGCCAGCCGUGCCAGAGGACCAUCUGCUGCGACCCGUGCCAGAAGACCAAGCCCUGCUGUGACCCGUGCCAGCAGUCCAUCUGCUGUGACCCGUGCCAGAAGCCCUGCUGUGACCCCUGCCAGCAGUCCAUCUGCUGUGACCCAUGCCAGCAGUCCUGCUGUGACCCGUGCCAGAAGCCCUGCUGUGACCCAUGCCAGCAGUCCGUCUGCUGUGACCCAUGCCAGCAGUCCUGCUGUGACCCGUGCCAGAAGCCCUGCUGUGACCCAUGCCAGCAGUCCUGCUGUGACCCGUGCCAGAAGCCCUGCUGUGACCCAUGCCAGCAGUCCUGCUGUGACCCAUGCCAGAAGCCCUGCUGUGACCCCUGCCAGCAGUCCUCUUGUGACCCAUGCCAGAAGCCCUGCUGUGACCCAUGCCAGCAGUCCUGCUGUGACCCAUGCCAGAAGCCCUGCUGUGACCCAUGCCAGCAGUCCUGUUGUGACCCGUGCCAGAAGCCCUGCUGUGACCCGUGCCAGCAGUCCUGUUGUGACCCAUGCCAGAAGCCCUGCUGUGACCCAUGCCAGCAGGCCGUCUGCUGUACCAAGGUGUGCCAGAAGUCCUGCUGCUGCUGUGGCCAGCGACCCUGCUGCUGCUGUGGCUGCCGGCCCUGCUGCUGCUCUGGAUGUCUGUCUUGCUGCUCCUACGUGGUGAAGAAGAAGCCCGUUAUGGUGUGUUGCAGCCCUGUGCAAUACUGCUCUCCCAUGAGGAAGUAUUGCAUACCCAUCCAGCAGUGCUGCACCACAAUCAAGAAGGGUUGCUGA
Molecule: messenger RNA, 864 nt
Organism: Gavia stellata (red-throated loon)
Lineage: Eukaryota; Metazoa; Chordata; Aves; Gaviiformes; Gaviidae
Product: keratin-associated protein 5-4-like
Exons: 2
Coding region: 1-864 (287 amino acids)
Source: RefSeq, a predicted model, not a curated record